CGGAAGACGAUUUUGUGCAUGACGUCACCAGCAGGAGUCGUAAAUGUUUUCCGACAGAACAAACAAUAUUGUCUAAUGUUUUCGAUAGAGAAGUCAGGACAAGGACAUAUCUACAUGGUUGAAACUAUCAGGGUUGUGUAGAACAUUUCAUUUCAGCUUACUUCCUUCCUUCACCCUCAGUUUCCCACGAUUCUUCCAUCAUGAACGGCUUGUCUCUCAGUGAGCUUUGUUGUCUUUUCUGUUGUCCGCCAUGUCCAUCCCGAAUUGCAGCUAAACUGGCAUUCCUUCCUCCGGAACCGACUUAUUCCUUGGUUUCCGACGAAGCAGGGUCCAGAUACAGCCUACAUCUCAAGGAUCGGGCGGAAUGGCAGUAUACACAGAGAGAACUAGACUGCAUUGAAGUCUUCAUGACACGAACCGCAAGAGGAAACCAAAUCUCAUGUAUGUUCGCUAGAUGUUCACCGAACGCACGCUUCACCAUUCUGUUCAGCCAUGGAAAUGCUGUUGAUCUUGGACAGAUGAGUAGCUUUUACAUUGGACUUGGCUCAAGAAUCAAUUGCAAUAUAUUCAGCUUUGACUAUUCUGGCUAUGGUGUAAGCUCAGGAAAACCUUCAGAAAAAAAUCUCUAUGCAGACAUAGAUGCAGCUUGGCAGGCACUGCGGACAAGAUAUGGAAUAAAUCCCCAGAAUGUAAUCCUGUAUGGCCAGAGUAUAGGAACUGUACCAACAGUCGACCUAGCUUCCAGAUAUGAAGUUGGUGCUGUCGUCCUUCACUCACCCCUGAUGUCUGGUAUGAGGGUUGCUUUCCCAGAAACCAAGAGGACCUGGUUCUUUGAUGCCUUCCCAAGCAUUGAUAAAGUUCCUAAAAUCACGUCCCCUGUGCUGGUGAUUCAUGGGACAGAAGAUGAAGUGAUAGACUUUUCUCAUGGACUUGCAAUUUAUGAGCGAUGUCCUCGCACAGUUGAACCGCUGUGGGUAGAGGGUGCUGGACACAAUGAUGUGGAACUUUAUGGACAGUAUUUAGAGCGUUUAAAACAGUUCAUCAACGUAGAGCUGGCUAUCAAUUGACUAGAGGAGGGCAUUGAGGGAGCAACGGAAACUGAGAAUGAUGUGGAGACACCCAACGAAGAACCUGAGGCAGUCUCUGACACUCAGACUCAACUAACAACUGAAGAAGUAGAGUUGAAAAACAACUCUGAUGUUGAACGGGUUGUCUGACAAUACAGGGACUUAGGGACAUAGUCCUGUCCAUGACAGGUUCUCAUGUACACGGGUCGUGCUCCACGCAUCCGCUACAGUGAGUGAUCUGACUCAGGAGACUGACGCUUUUCACUUCAUUCGAACUGUUAACUAUGGUGUUUUGUCUAAUACACAAGGAUAACUUUCCUAGUAAAUGUUUGAAUCCUUUCAACUUCAGGCUGUUUGUAAAUUCCUGAGAUUACUAUUAACUGCAGCAGUUCUUGAUGUCAUUUGAAAAAUUACUUAUGUUUAAUGUCAGUUUCUGUGUUUAAAUGUUAAAAAUUUCUGGAUACUGCUGGAGUGCCCUGAGACUUUGGAAUCUGUAAAGUUUCAAAAUUCUGUUGUUCUGAUGUUGAAAGUUUUGGGGGGUCCAAGUGAUGUGAAUGUUCUACCACAACAAUCCACAUACACAACUGGAUGUAUCACCCUCCCCUUGUGUAGCAUGGACUUCCCUACCAGUUUCCCCCUCUUUGCCCACAGGAAGAAUACAGUCAACAUGAUUGUAUAGAAAUAGCAAAUGGUUCAUUUGCUUGUGUACAGUCUGUAAUAUAUAUAUAAUGUUGUGAUCACUGUUAUGUAUGUGAGCAGAUAUGCCAAAAUUUAGAAUGGUGAAACAUAAUUUUUCAUCUCUUUUGUUGAAACAUUUAACUAUUAAUGGUCUUUGGGGAAUCAGACUAGCCUGAGGAGGGCUAGAAUGUCAUCAGUAUCUUCAUUAGGAAAUAUACAUGUUAGAGUAUGAUUUUGUAUGUGGUUAUUGUGAGAAGAUAUAAUGUCAUGUUUGGUUUUCAUUUCAGGUUAAUAUUUAAGUGGCAUGUUAAAGUAAUGUUUUUGUAUGUACCUAAAGUUAGCCCAAUACCUAAUUUGUUCAUUAUUGAGGAUGCAUACAAUAGUCAUGCUGAGUCUCCUGUGUCAGGCUAGGAACUUCUUAAAUUAUAUGAAAAUAUUCCACUAGCACACACUGCUGAACAAUUAUGAUCAAUACCCACCUGUAUCUGUAUAAGGACCAAACUUUAUAUGCAUGACAUAUGACCAGUGUUAUCACAUGGGCUGCUAGAACUAGUUUUGUCUGUCAUUCAAAUAGCUAUACCACAAGCUCACUCUUCAAUACACUUCUGUCAUAGCUAAUGUUGCAUACUGUAUUUCAUACCCUUCAGACUACGUACAAGUGUGACUUAGAUGCCUUGAAUUCACUUGCAAAAUAUUUGUGUCAUUUUUACUUUCUGAAGGACAUUGUCUCAGUUGAUGAACUUUCUCUUUAUGUAAUUACUGCUUUAGCUUGUUUAUCAGAAAGCUUGAAAAGCAAUGAUUUAGAAAAUGUGUCUGUUCAACAGAAUCAGAAUUAGUGUAUUUGUCGCUGUAAACAUGAUAAAGGACAAAUAUAGUUUAGGUACCACUUUCUUGUAUACAAGGGUUCAUGAAUACGAUAUACCACCUUGCAGACACCAGUGUACAACACGUACAGUAAUAUACUUGUACUUGUAGGAUAGUACGAAGGCAGUAUGUGUAAGAGGAUUUAAACGUUCCAUGGUCAUGAGAAGAAGGCUGUAAAUGUUGGGAUGCUCGAGAUGGUCAUCUUCAAUGUCAACUCUCUUCCACCUGUCAUUGAUCUGUAGAACAAGUGUUACAGUAGUACUAAUCAUGUUAAUACUGUUCAUUGUGCAUUUUUUUCCUUCAUCUUCACAAAAGCAUAAAGGUUAUGAAAUCUGUUUUGGGUUACACAUACGCAGUACAUCUUCAAGGCAUUUGUAGGUGAAGUGUAGGGAAUGUAAUAGACUGGGUGUCAUAGAAUUAUCAGUGCUAAGUAUCAUAAGUUUUUCAUGUAGAUAUCUGCCAGCAUGUUUUAUUUUAUUGUUGGGUAAUAAUUUGUCAUAUUAAUUAUGAAUAUCCAAGGCAAUGGUAAAGAAGAACUCUCAAUUUUUGGUCUCCUCCCUAUAAUAGGUUGACCAGCAAUGUUCUGCUCCAUGACUCAAUCCCCAACAGUGCUUGAUUGUACUGAGACAUGACAGGAACACCCAGUGAACAACUGGUGAAAGCUUGUGAUAUAUAUUUUGAACAAAAUAUCGCCAACUGUGUACUUACUAUGUUGAUGAAGUACUUUUUGUUUUAUAUGACAUGUCAUGUCUUUUCAGUCUUUGUUAUUAUUGUCAUCUAUCUAGCAUGUCUGUAGUAUUUUAAUUCAGACUUUGCCUGUCUUCAUUUUACUUGACCUAGGAGUGAUGAUGUUAUGAUAUGGCCUUAACAGUGACAGUCAGCACAGGGACUACUAACUCACCAGGGUGACAAGAUGGGGCAACCCAGAAACUAAACAUUGAUGAAUAGGUAGGCCAGUGUGAUGGACAGUAUGUCUCAAGGUUGUAUUUCCCAGUUGUCAAAGGUACCAACAUUUCUUAUCCCAGAUUUGGCCUGAAUAUUAUCCCAGCCAUGAGUGUAAUUGGUAAGCUACAGUCAUGAAAAAAUCAUGCACAUUUGAACAUCUGUUUGCAGUGUUUGAAAUUAGUGCUAGUGCCAAAGUCCUUCCCCAAACUCCCCAGUAUUUCAGGGAUCGUAUGGACUAGUAGAAACUUGCUCUUUCUAAGGAUUUUGCUAGAUGUUAUCAUUAUGAGGACGAGUGGACUGAAAACUGGUUGUCUCUUUGCUGUUGGAGUUGUAUAUAUCAGGAAUAGAUGUGGUCACAGGGUUGCCUUAAGAUUGGGCUUGUGUCAGUGUGUUGAGGUUGGUGUACGCCUGCGUCCACCCCCACAUCCACCUCUACUGCAGUAGUCACCUGCGUUCCCACACUUCCCCUUCCACUGUAGAAGUGACUGUGCUGACUUCCCGUGGGUCUCGGUAUUGAUGACUGUCCUGGUUUGUGUUACAAUGUCCACAGUGCUUUUGACUGAUGUGAUAUAAAUCUGAAAUAAAACUCUUUGAAAAAUAUGUACGUGAUGAAACCACAGGACUUGAGUGCUGUUCAUGUCUAUGUGCAUGUGUCAUGAUGAUAGAGAGUUCAGUGAUAAGGACAAUUUUCAAGAGUGCUUUUCAUUAGUGCUGUUCACCACUCACAUUAUCCAGGGAUAGUUGAAGCAGUUAUGGUGAAUAUUCUUCAAAAUUCUGUUUUCAAUAGCUUUUCAUUUGCAUACUAUAUACAUAUUUCUAGUAUAUACUGGUUAUACUCGAGGUGAAGCUGUCAAAGUAUAUACCUCAACCUACUUGUUGACCUCAGUGAACAAGUCAUGGAGAGAAAACUGAAAAAUGUGUUUCGUACAACCCAAGGUCAUUUAAGGAGUUACAUCCUCAAACAUGGUUACCCAAUGGUUCGAGUGUUGAAAGAAACAAUCUCUCUCCAUGAAUUGAAUCUCGGCUGUCCCUUAUUCUGUUCUAGCUCAUACUCAGUCUUUUACAUUUGUGUCUCUUGUGAAUUUUCCAAAUUUGACCCAGGUUUGAAGUACUUUCCAACAAUGUUCAGUUGAUUAAACACUGUCUUAAAAUCUAGGAAUAUUGUAUGAUUGCAUCAGUAGCAGUUGCUUGUGUACAGUUGCUAAUACUGGAAGAUUAUCAUAUGUAAAUUUUGUUUACACAAGCUUGAUGUAGAAAAAUAUAUAUAUGUGUCAAUUUCAUUCAUUCUUAAUGUAGCCUGGAAAGGUCUUGUGUUUGAAAGCUGUCUGCUUAUAUUUGCCAUCUCUCCAAAUCUGUUCGCUACAACAUUCAUACCUGUUAGCAGAAAACGUGAUCAUAGAAUGACCAGCUUACCUUUCACUUAUCUCCAAGGCUAUGAAAAUGGAAUAGCAGGUACUGAAUCACUAUGACAACAUUGGCUUGUACAUCAGGCACACUUUGAAUCAUCAUAACUUUAUAGUCAGUAAAUAAUACUUGUAGAUAUAGGAUGUCCGUGACAAUUCAUGUACAUAUCAAUGCUCUUUAUGUCUCAGAUUUAUAGAUGUACUUAAUUGAUUGAAAGAUGGAUAACAGAAUUUGUUCUGAGUAGAUAUUCUGGUAUUCUUGUGUGAAAGAUAUUGAUAACAAUUCUCUUUAUCAACAUUUUAAAACUCCAGUUUUUAAUUGAUAUGAUUACGUUAACUAAAAUUAUUUCAGUACUGAGGAUUUACAUUCUUUCCUGCCAAGUCAGCAAUAAUAGAAAUUUAUGAGACAUCUCUCAGACAUGCCAUGAUAUGUGUAAAUUUUGCUGUACAAAUGUUUGCAUCUGUAUAACCAUGGUAACGUGUAUAUUGUGUCCCUGCCUUAUGUAUUGUGAAGAUCGUGUAAGAUAAUCUGUAUUCAACACUGAGGUGUGGGGUAUUAUUUUUGUCCUGAACCCGACACACACUGUGGUACUGAAUCACAGAAAAACAAUGUCACUACAUAUUAUUAAACAGCCUUUAUUCUUCA
This is a messenger RNA of Haliotis rubra (blacklip abalone), 5603 nucleotides long. Its product is annotated as alpha/beta hydrolase domain-containing protein 17B-like. The transcript has 2 exons. Gene Ontology annotation, biological process: protein depalmitoylation. Bases 201 to 1067 code for a protein of 288 amino acids. Lineage: Eukaryota; Metazoa; Mollusca; Gastropoda; Lepetellida; Haliotidae. The record is from RefSeq and is a predicted model, not a curated record. Gene Ontology annotation, cellular component: plasma membrane; endosome membrane. Gene Ontology annotation, molecular function: palmitoyl-(protein) hydrolase activity.